CGCGUGGUCCUCACAUAGUCGCCGCAGUGCGCGGUUCACCAUCGUUUCCUUUGUGCCCUGCGUAUCUUGGAACUACCACGAGAGUCGGACAGCAACAUGACCUCAACGUACCCCACCAAAGAAGAGUCGGCGGUGAUCGCCGCCGCUGAAGAGCUCAUGGUCAAAACGAUGGCAAGAUACGACCCUUCUCACGACGCGUUCCAUGUCAAGCGUGUGAGGAAGACCGCCCUCCAGCUCGCGCGUACCGUCUCAGAAACAUUGCCUGAAGACAAGCGGCCCGAUUUCCUGGCUGUCGAGCUCGCGGCGCUCCUGCAUGACAUCCUCGACAAGAAAUAUGUGUCGGCGGAGGAAGCGGCAGACCCUUACGCGUGUUUCUUGCCGUUCUUUGAGAAGUUGGCGUCUGAGGGUGGAUCCGACCUCGUCAAGGACGGUCGUGCACGUUUAAUCUCCCGGAUUGUAGAGAACGUGUCCUGGAGCACGGAGAAGAAGCUCAUCGCGGCCGGCAAGAUCGAUGACUGGUAUAGAGGAUGUGUCGAGCUACACUGCGUGCAAGAUGCUGACCGCCUUGAUGCCAUCGGCGCUUUCGGCAUCCUACGUUGUGCUGCUUAUAGCUCCGCGGUGAAUCAGCCGCUGCACACCCCGAAGGAUGAUCCAAUGUUCGAGUCGUCCGCGAUUCAACACUUCCACGACAAGCUGCUACACAUCAAGGAACGUCUGAAGACUGAACCAGGGAAGAAGCUUGCUGAGAAGAGACAUAAGCUUAUGGUCGACUUUUUGCAAGAGGUCGAGGACGAAUACGAAGUGCAGGCAUGAGGCCGUGCACCAGGAACCACCUAUUGUGCGAUGUAACACCGGUACCCUG
Trametes versicolor FP-101664 SS1 is the source of this 862-nucleotide messenger RNA. RefSeq lists its product as uncharacterized. Bases 97 to 813 code for a protein of 238 amino acids. The transcript has 5 exons. The record is from RefSeq and is a predicted model, not a curated record. NCBI's taxonomy places the organism in Eukaryota, Fungi, Basidiomycota, Agaricomycetes, Polyporales, Polyporaceae.